GGAGGGGGUGAAGUAGGCGGCCAGGCUUAUGGAGUCUCCCUCUUUGGAGUUGUAGGUAUUGCACUUCCUCCGUGUUCGCCAUAGCCACGAAUCCGAACCUCACACCGCUUGGCAGCCAUGGUUUCUCUCAAGCUACAGAAGCGCUUGGCGGCUUCUGUGCUCAAGUGCGGGGAGCGCAAGGUGUGGCUGGACCCAAAUGAGGUCAAUGAAAUUUCCAUGGCCAACAGCCGUCAGAACAUCCGCAAGCUGGUUAAGGACGGUUUCGUCAUCCGCAAGCCCCAGAAGAUACACUCGCGUGCUCGUGCCCGCCGCGCUCUUGAGGCCAAGCGGAAGGGGCGUCACUCUGGUUACGGAAAGCGCCGCGGUACCAGGGAAGCCAGACUCCCCACCAAGGUUUUGUGGUUGCGGCGAAUGCGGGUGUUGAGGCGCCUGCUGCGUAAAUACCGUGAUGCUAAGAAGAUUGACAAGCACAUGUACCACGACAUGUACAUGAAGGUCAAGGGAAAUGUCUUCAAGAACAAGCGUGUGUUGAUGGAGAGCAUUCACAAGUCCAAGGCUGAAAAAGCACGUGAAAAGACUCUGUCUGACCAGUUUGAGGCUAGGCGUGCUAAGAACAAGGCUACUCGUGAGCGCAAAAUAGCCAGGAGGGAGGAGCGUCAGGCUCAGGGUAUCUCUGAAGUUGCUCCUGCCCAGCCUGCUGACGCCCCAGUUAGUGCUGCUCCAGUGAAGAAGUCUAAGAAGUAGAGUAAGUGGCUGAAGCUUCUGUAAUAUGAAUUCUUCUGGUUGUGAACAAGCAUCAAAGGAGUCGAUUUGCUUCACUUCCUAGCUCUGUAGUGCCUGUCAAUCUGUGUGUACUCACUCCUUGGGCAACAUCUUCUCAUGUCUGGAGUUUGAUGGCAUACUUCAAUGAUUAUCACUGUAAAUGGGACAGAGGCUAUAUCAUGCCUUGAAGUGCAGUCAAUUGUUUAGGCACAUUCUUAAUAAAAAAAAAAAAAAAUCAUAGAUCUUUUUGUAA
This is a messenger RNA of Physcomitrium patens, 1015 nucleotides long. Its product is annotated as large ribosomal subunit protein eL19y. Lineage: Eukaryota; Viridiplantae; Streptophyta; Bryopsida; Funariales; Funariaceae. Gene Ontology annotation, cellular component: ribosome; cytosolic large ribosomal subunit. The record is from RefSeq and is a predicted model, not a curated record. Gene Ontology annotation, molecular function: RNA binding; structural constituent of ribosome. Gene Ontology annotation, biological process: translation.